AUGACUUGUGAAUUGGCGUGCAAGAACGUGGUCAAAACCAGGUGUGCUUCCCAGCUCUCCAUUUCCAUCUGUGCCUGUUGGAAGAGACGAUCAGAAGUGUGUGUGUUGGUUCUGUACUGUGACAGACCACAAGAAUCACAACGUUAUUCCAUUAGAGGAGGAGAGUGGAGAGAGGAAGUCUCCACAGAACUCAAGAGGAUUCAGCAGUAUGCAGUGGAUGUGACUCUGGAUCCUGAUACAGCUCAUCUCUAUCUCAUCCUGUCUGAUGAUGGAAAACAAGUGACGUGUGGAGACACAAAGCAGAAUCUCCCAGACACCCUGAAAAGAUUCACUUAUCAUCCAAUUGUCCUGCGAAAUCAGGGUUUCUCCUCAGGGAGGUUUUACUAUGAGGUGCAGGUCAGCAGGAAGACCAUGUGGAGUUUAGGAGUGGUCAGAGAGUCUGUUAACAGGAAGGGGAAAAUUGAGACAUUUAAACCUCAGGAUGGAUUCUGGACUGUGAUUCUGAGGAAGGGGAAUGAGUAUACUGCUCGUGAUGAUCCCUGUAUCUCCCUCUCCCUGAGAGAGAAACCCCAGAAGGUGGGCGUGUUUGUGGAUUAUGAUGAGGGUCUGGUCUCCUUUUAUGACGUUGAGGCCAGGUCUCAUAUCUACUCUUUCACUGGUCAGUCUUUCACUGAGAAACGCUAUCCAUACUUCAGUCCUUGUUUGAAUGAUGGAGGUAAAAACGCAGCACCACUGAUCAUCUCUCGUGUAUCAAAGACUGAAUAAGUUCUCACCUCAUCUAUUCAGUAAUGUAUGAAUUGGCCAGAAUGGAAGACACUGCAUCUCUUUUUUCGAUUUGUAAGUAAAGUUGUGUAAAUGUUUUUCGUGUGCUUUUCAUGUGCUUUUUUUGUUUUUUAUUUUUAAUAAAUUUGCAAAGAUUUCAAACAAACUUCUUUUGUGUUUUCUUCUGUUUGUGCUUUUUCCUCAUUGCAUAUGUAUUUGUGUUGUUAUUUUCUAGUACAAAUUGUAUAUUAGAGUAAUAAAUCAGCUAAUCAGAUUGAUCAAAGCUGGUGACGUUUGACUUUAUGACUUUAUGCAUUUUUUGCAACACCCAUAAAAAGCUCUUCUAGGUGUCAUCACCUUUUUAUCACCUUUAACACAAAAUCAUUUUGUUAGACACCCUUUGACAUUACAUUUUAUAUUUUAGGCCUUCCAGUGGGCCUAAAUGUUUCAUACAUCAUACACUAUGUGUUUGUACAUAUAAGACUAAAUGGUUUUGCAUUUUAAAAGAGGAUCCACCAUCCAUUGUUGAGUGAAAGUAAAUAUUACAUACAUCAUACACUAUGUGUUUGUACAUAUAAGACUAAAUGGUUUUGCAUUUUAAAACAGGAUCCACCAUCUAUUGUUGAGUGAAAGUAAAACCAGACCAGUCAGAGAGCUCAGAUCCACCAGGACAACUUCUGUUUAUUAUAAUAGCUGAAAGUAUUCUGUGUAUAUAGUGGAACUGAGAAGUGUAUAAACCUGAGCAGUUUUGAGAUAGAGAAAAGUUAAGGUAUGUAUUUCAUUUAAUUUUGUUUCAUAGUUCAGAAGUUCACAGUGAACUGAGUAAACAGUAUCAGAUGAAGAUGUAGUCCUGUA
Messenger RNA from Ictalurus furcatus (blue catfish), 1617 nucleotides. Its product is annotated as E3 ubiquitin-protein ligase TRIM39-like. NCBI's taxonomy places the organism in Eukaryota, Metazoa, Chordata, Actinopteri, Siluriformes, Ictaluridae. Gene Ontology annotation, molecular function: protein binding. The transcript has 4 exons. The record is from RefSeq and is a predicted model, not a curated record. The coding region runs from base 1 to 765 and encodes 254 amino acids.